AUGUCGUACUUCUUCUCCACACCCGUCGACAUUGACGUCGUCCUCGAAAACGCCGAUGACCGGUCCAUGGUCGACGUCAAGCUCGACAAGAACCGCCGUGAAAAGGCGCCGCUGUACAUGGACGGCGAGUCGGUCAAGGGCGGCGUGACGGUGCGGCCCAAGGACGGCAAGCGUCUCGAGCACACGGGAAUCAAGGUGCAAUUCAUUGGCACGAUAGAAAUGUUCUUUGACCGCGGCAACCACUACGAGUUUCUCUCCCUCAACCAGGAGCUCGCCGCGCCCGGCGAGCUGCAGCACCCGCAGACAUUCGACUUCAACUUUAAAAACGUCGAGAAGCAGUACGAGUCGUACAACGGCAUCAACGUCAAGCUGCGCUACUUUGUGCGCGUCACCGUCUCCCGCCGCAUGGCCGACGUGAUUCGCGAAAAGGACAUUUGGGUCUACAGCUACCGCAUCCCGCCCGAGGUCAACAGCAGCAUCAAGAUGGACGUGGGAAUUGAGGACUGCCUGCACAUUGAAUUCGAGUACAGCAAGAGCAAGUACCACCUCAAGGACGUCAUCGUCGGCCGCAUCUACUUUCUCCUCGUCCGCCUCAAGAUCAAGCACAUGGAGCUCUCCAUUAUUCGCCGCGAGACCACCGGCGCCGCCCCGAACCAGUACAACGAGAGCGAGACGCUCGUCCGCUUCGAAAUCAUGGACGGCUCCCCGUCCCGCGGCGAAAUCAUCCCCAUUCGCCUUUUCCUCGGCGGCUUCGACCUGACCCCGACGUUUCGCGACGUCAACAAGAAGUUUUCGACGAGGUACUACCUCAGUCUUGUCCUCAUCGACGAAGACGCUCGCCGGUAUUUUAAGCAGUCUGAAAUCAUCCUCUACCGCCAGGCUCCCGACCACCAAGUCGAGCAGAAUAGCCACGCCCUGGCCGCCCAUCCACCCGAGAACAACGCCGUCGUGGCGGCGGCGGCGGCGACGGCCGAGGCUUAG
Beauveria bassiana ARSEF 2860 is the source of this 981-nucleotide messenger RNA. Its product is annotated as vacuolar protein sorting-associated protein 26. The record is from RefSeq and is a predicted model, not a curated record. Lineage: Eukaryota; Fungi; Ascomycota; Sordariomycetes; Hypocreales; Cordycipitaceae. Bases 1 to 981 code for a protein of 326 amino acids. Gene Ontology annotation, biological process: intracellular protein transport; retrograde transport, endosome to Golgi. Gene Ontology annotation, cellular component: retromer complex; endosome. The transcript has 3 exons.